AUGAGAAACUUCUACAUCUUGCUAUUUUGUGAGUUUCCCACUCAAUAUUCCGUUAUCACUUUUCUGAUGUCCGAUUAUUUGCAGGAAGCGGAGAACCAGGUACAAGUGGAAGUGCAAUCCGAGGUUGCACCCGAAGCACCCGCGGGAUCCGUAGGCAAGACAGAAACUGAAGCGCAACAGACAGCACAACCUGAAGCAAAGCCAGAGGUUGAACCGGAGGUGCCACAGGAACCGGUGCAAGUACCCGAAGAGGAAGCUGCUGCCAGACCCGAGCAACCCAAUGAAAUCGCACAAUCACAGGAAGCGGAGAGCCAGGUGCAAGUGGAACUGCAACCCGAAGUUGCACCAGAGGCACUCGAGGGAUCCGUAGCCAAGACCGAAACUGAAACGCAACCCACAGCACAACCUGAGACGAAGGCGGAUGUUGAGGCGGAGGUGGCACAGGAACCGGUGAAAGUACCCGAAGAGGAGGCUGUUGCCGCACCUGAGCAGCAGUUUGCAAUCGCACAAUCACAGGAAACGGAGAGCCAGGUGCAAGUGGAACUGCAACCCGAAGUUGCACCAGAGGCACUCGAGGGAUCCGUAGCCAAGACCGAAACUGAAACGCAACCCACAGCACAACCUGAGACGAAGGCGGAUGUUGAGGCGGAGGUGGCACAGGAACCGGUGAAAGUACCCGAAGAGGAGGCUGUUGCCGCACCUGAGCAGCAGUUUGCAAUCGCACAAUCACAGGAAGCGGAGAACCAGGUACAAGUGGAACUGCAACCCGAAGUUGCACCAGAGGCACUCGAGGGAUCCGUAGACAAGACAGAAACUGAAACGCAACCCACAGCACAACCUGAGACGAAGGCGGAUGUUGAGGCGGAGGUGGCACAGGAACCGGUGCAAGUACCCGAAGAGGUGGUUGCUGCCGUACCCGAGCAGCAGUUUGCAAUCGCACAAUCACAGGAAGCGGAGAACCAGGUACAAGUGGAACUGCAACCCGAAGUUGCACCAGAGGCACUCGAGGGAUCCGUAGACAAGACAGAAACUGGAACGCAACCCACAGCACAACCUGAGACGAAGGCGGAUGUUGAGGCGGAGGUGGCACAGGAACCGGUGCAAGUACCCGAACAGGAGGCUGCUGCCGUACCCGAGCAGCAGUUUGCAAUCGGUACGUUGAUUUCGUUCCAGUUGCAAUUGUACUCCAAUUUGCGUUCACAUACACACAUUUUUGCGCUAAAUUGA
Dicrocoelium dendriticum is the source of this 1227-nucleotide messenger RNA. The record is from the annotation of a GenBank genome assembly. NCBI's taxonomy places the organism in Eukaryota, Metazoa, Platyhelminthes, Trematoda, Plagiorchiida, Dicrocoeliidae.